This is a messenger RNA of Vanrija pseudolonga, 1527 nucleotides long. Its product is annotated as MFS transporter prlL. Lineage: Eukaryota; Fungi; Basidiomycota; Tremellomycetes; Trichosporonales; Trichosporonaceae. The coding region runs from base 1 to 1527 and encodes 508 amino acids. Gene Ontology annotation, molecular function: transmembrane transporter activity. The transcript has 3 exons. The record is from RefSeq and is a predicted model, not a curated record. Gene Ontology annotation, biological process: transmembrane transport. Gene Ontology annotation, cellular component: membrane.
AUGGCGACUCACACCGACCCCAAGCGCGAGGAGCAGCAGAUCGAGUCGGGAGGCAUCUACCCCACCGUCUCGGCGCGCAGCGACGGCGCAUACACGGACAAGAAGGGCGGCGGCUCGGACGUCGACGUGAUCGGCACCUUUGCCGACAUUGACGAGGGCUACGACCCCGUCUUUGUCAAGAAGACGAUCCGCAAGGUCGACCUCCGCCUCAUCCCCAUCCUGAGCGCAAUGUACUUUGUGUCCUUGUGCGACAGGUCCAACCUCGGCCAGGCGCGCGCAGCCAACGACCAGGCGAUGCAGCGCGACCUGAAGCUUAGCGAGGGCAACAACCGCUACGGCAUGAUCACGCUCAUGUUCUUCAUCCCGUACAUCUUGCUGGAGAUUCCCUCGCAGCUCGGCCUCCGCAGGUUCGGUGCCAGGUGGUGGCUUGGCUUCGCGUGUAUCGCCUGGGGCCUCGUCGAGCUCGGCAUGGGCUUUGUCAACUCGUGGACAGAGCUCAUGGGCCUGCGUGUCGUCCUCGGCGCAUUCGAGGCGUGUCUCUACCCCGGCGCGGCAUACCUCAUUUCCACCUGGUUCCCCCGCAAGCAGAUCUCGACGCGCCUCGCCUUCUUCUACACCUCAUCCAUGGUCCUCUCGGGCCUCGGCGCGACCCUCUCGUUUGGCAUCUCGCAGAUGCACGGUAUGCACGGCAAGUCGGGCUGGCGCUGGAUCUUCAUCAUGUAUGGAAUCAUCACCGUUGCCGUUGGCAUCCUCGCCGUCGCGUUCCUCGUCGACUUCCCAGACCGCGCCACCUUCCUCACCGAGGAGCAGAAGGAGUUCAUCCACACGCGUAUCAACCGCGACCGUGGCGACGCCGUCGCUGACAAGAUGACAUGGCACAAGUUCCUCCAGUACAUGGCCGACGUCAAGCUCUGGGUCUUCGCCUUCAUGUUCUGCACGUCCGCCAUGGGCAUGUACUCGCUCGCCUACUUCCUCCCGCGCAUCCUCUCGUCAAUCGGGUUCAGCAACGUGCUCUCCCAGCUGCUCAUGGCGCCGCCGUACCUCUGGCUCAUCUUCCCGUCCUUCUCCUCGGCAUGGAUCUCGGACCGCGUCAAGAACAUGCGCGCAAUCAUGAUCGUCGUCAAUGCGCUCUGCGUCAUCACUGGCACGCUCAUGUACUCGCAGCUGCCGACGCACCAGAAGGCCGCGCGGUACGUCGGCGUCUUCCUCGCCAACGGCGGUGUCAACACCAACGUCUCGCUCUCGAUCGGCUGGGCACAGGCGUCCAUCCGCGCGCAGAGCAAGCGCGGCUUCACCUCGGCACUCAUAGUCGCCUGGGGCGGUAUCGGCGGCAUCAUCUCCUCGGUCGCCUUCUACGAGAAGGACGCGCCAGGCUACCCCACCGGCGUGUGGCUCACCAUCGCCAUGCACAUUCUCGUCAUCGCCUUCUGCGGCGGCCUCGUCCUGUGGUUCAAGUUCCAGAACCGUCGCGCAGACCGCGGCACCGUCGUGCUCGAGCACGCCGAGGACUUUAGGUACCAGAUCUAG